Molecule: messenger RNA, 2162 nt
Organism: Epinephelus fuscoguttatus (brown-marbled grouper)
Lineage: Eukaryota; Metazoa; Chordata; Actinopteri; Perciformes; Serranidae
Product: patatin-like phospholipase domain-containing protein 2
Exons: 9
Coding region: 150-1625 (491 amino acids)
Biological process (GO): triglyceride catabolic process; lipid homeostasis
Cellular component (GO): cytoplasm; membrane; lipid droplet
Molecular function (GO): triacylglycerol lipase activity
Source: RefSeq, a predicted model, not a curated record
UUUUCUUUUUUUUUCCCACAUGUGACGUUUGAGGCUAGUAAGUUGUUUAAGACUGUUUACAACCCAAAGAAUAUUGAAGGGGAUCCAAAUACACUAGGUGAACUCUUAUAGAUGGAUGAGGAGACUUACAGAGGUGUGGUUUUGAGUCGAUGGAAACCUCAGAGAAGAUGUCUAACUGGGACGAGGAGUGGAACAUCUCGUUUGCAGGCUGUGGAUUUAGGAGUAUUUACUACCUGGGGGCUUUGAGCUGUAUCCUGGAGCGGGCCCCACGGCUGGUUCAUGGAGCGUCUAAGAUCUGUGGAGCUUCAUCUGGUUGUCUCGUGGCUGCAGCUUUGACUGUUGGGAUUCCCAUCGAGGAGUUCUGUGUUGAUGUUUUGGCUGUGGCGAAAGAGGCCAGGAAACACACUCUGGGAGUUUUCCACCCGACCUUCAGUCUGCUGCGGACAGUAAGGGACUCCCUGCUGGAGAGGCUCCCAGCAGACGCUCACCUCCGGGCCUCUGGAAAGCUCUGCGUGUCCCUCACCAGGCUGUCUGAUGGGAGGAAUGUUUUGGUGUCAGAGUUUGACAGCAGAGAGGAGCUCAUUCAGGUUCUGAUGUGCAGCUGUUUUUUCCCUGUUUACUGUGGUUUUGUCCCACCUUCGUACCGUGGAGUGCUGUAUAUGGAUGGAGCCCUGAGCAACAACAUGCCUUUGUUUGAGCACAGAAACACCAUCACUAUGGCCCCGUUCUCCGGCGAGAGUGACAUCUGCCCCAGAGAGGGGACAUUCAACUUCUUCGAGGUGCACUAUGGCAACGUGAGCAUCCAGGUCAACACCGGCAAUGUGCAUCGGGUCUGCACAUCCUUCCUCCCUCCCACACUUGAGAAGCUGGCUGAGAUCUGCCACAACGGUUACAUGGAUGCUCUUCAUUUCCUGAAAGAAAGAGACCUGCUUGGAACACAGUGUCUUCCUCCCAGUGUGACGGCGGAGAUGGACAUAGUCAAACCUGCUUGUUGUGAGCUGGCGAAGAAAGUUAAGUCCCAGAACACGGGGUUGAACGGACAAAACUCUCAUCAGGAAGAUCAUUGUUGGCUAAGCCCGGAAGUCAUAGAGAACCUGCCAGUUAGCUUCAAGAAAGUGCUGUGUGAGGCCUGCAGGGACAGUCAUGGUGGCAACACUCGGUGGUCUCAGCUCACCAAGUUCCCUCCAGUGAAGGUGGUUUUGUGUCUACUGACGCUCCUCAUGCUGCCCAUUGAGCUGAGCUUCUUACUCAUAAAAAGCAUAAUAUUAUCACUGUUGACGCUGACUGCAGAUCUCUGCAGGCAGACAUGGAAAAGCGGAGGCAAGGACCUCAACAGUACAUUUUCCAGGUCGUCUCACUCAGAUCUUAGAAGCCAGACAGGGGAAAACAUCAACAUUAAACCUCUGACCUCGACAAUCACCAGAAAUUCUAAGAGAACUCUUCACUGGGACAACAAUGGUAACCUGGCCCUCCUCUCCCUCACAUCCACCUGCACAGGUCCAUCCAGCUUCCCCUCCCCCAACACACCUGCAUACAGCAAGGUGACUUUAAACCACAGGAGUAAACGGACUCUUCAUCAAACAUCAACCGGGCAGAAAAAAGCCUGUUUAGAACUGCAAAUGUGAAAUAGAAUACCUAGAAAUAGAAUAGCUUAAUUGAUAUGUAUUUAUAAUCUCUGUGUAGGAGAAGAAAUGCAUGUUUAGAUUUGUGUUUCGGAUCUUCUGCUACGUUAUGAACCAUCCACAUCUCUCAGGUCGUCUGGUUCAGGUCUGCUUUGUGUGUCUAGAGUCAAAACUAAUCAUGGAGAAGAAAAGUUCAGAUUUUAUGCACCACGUCUUAAACAAUCUCCCCAAAACCUGCCGGUCUGGUUCAACCCUCACUUCUUUUAAAUAAAGGCUGAAGAUUUUUGUUUGCUGCUGCCUUUUAUUAAGUUUAUUCAUUGUUUACACCGUAAUGUAACUUUUACUCUGGUGCUUUAUACCUUUUAUUCUAUUCAAGCUCUUUUUUAUUUUCUAUUCUCUGUGCUCUUUAAUGACUGUUUGAAAUGUCCUUUUAUAAGGUGUUUCUUUCGCACUGUUUUGAUGUUUUUAAUGUUUCAUGUAGAGCACUUUGAAUUGCCUUGUUGCUGAUAUGUGCUACAUAAAUAAACUUGCUUCGUCUGA